AUGAUGAUGAUGAUGAUGAAUGAUGAUGAUGAUGAUGAUGAUGAUGAUGAUGAUGAUGAUGAUGAUGAUGAUGAUGAUGAUGAUGAUGAUGAUGAUGAUGAUGAUGAUGAUGAUGAUGAUGAUGAUGAUGAUGAUGAUGAUGAUGAUGAUGAUGAUGAUGAUGAUGAUGAUGAUGAUGAUGAUGAUGAUGAUGAUGAUGAUGAAUGA
This is a messenger RNA of Schistosoma rodhaini, 207 nucleotides long. NCBI's taxonomy places the organism in Eukaryota, Metazoa, Platyhelminthes, Trematoda, Strigeidida, Schistosomatidae. The record is from the annotation of a GenBank genome assembly.